Suillus fuscotomentosus is the source of this 1110-nucleotide messenger RNA. RefSeq lists its product as uncharacterized. Gene Ontology annotation, cellular component: preribosome, large subunit precursor; nucleolus. Gene Ontology annotation, biological process: ribosomal large subunit biogenesis. The record is from RefSeq and is a predicted model, not a curated record. NCBI's taxonomy places the organism in Eukaryota, Fungi, Basidiomycota, Agaricomycetes, Boletales, Suillaceae. Gene Ontology annotation, molecular function: protein binding. Bases 1 to 1110 code for a protein of 369 amino acids. The transcript is spliced from 6 exons.
AUGCCUCGAUUUCUCGUCGGUGAUGAACUGGGCAACAUAAAAUCGGUGGGGUACAACCCAGCUUCGCAAGAGGAAUCAAAAACAACCUUUAAAAUUCUUCAUGAUGGUACUGUCACUGGCAGAACUAAAGGCAUUCAAAAACUCGCGCUGAACGCGGGGGAGAAGACAUUGCUAUCAGCUGCUCAUGCUAAUGGAGCGGUUUCAAUUUUCUCCUCGAAUGAAGAUGAUCAACUCGAGUUACUCCAAGAGUGGAAGGAAACUCGAAUCAAAAGCGAUCAGUCUUUCAUCGGUCUUGCUGCUUCAGGCAGUGGUGUUAGCCAUAAUCUUGCUGCCUUGCCGUCUCGACUAUGCGACUGGCGUCUCUCACAUGACAAACAGACUGUAGAAGUAUCUCUCUGGGAUACAGAGCGUGCAUUUUCCCGUCCGUCUGAAAGUUCCGCAAAAGGUGCACCAGUUAAUGGUAGCAAAAAACGGAAACAAAGCGAUACACUUUUUCCUGGGGAAGUUUGGCGCGCCAAAAAUGUCCCAAAUGAUUUUCUCGGACUGCGGCAGCCCGUUCACAAUACAUGUUUAACUUACCUCUCGCCAUCAACAUCUACGAGCCAACAGCAUCUUCUUGCAGGCACACGUCUCGGUGAUAUGCGUCGUUACGACACUCGUGCUGGGCGGCGACCUGUCGCUGUGUUUAAGGGAGUAGGGAAGGUUGGUGGCGUAAAAACAGUAGAGAAGGGAUUCUCAGAACAUGAGGCCUUCAUCUCAGACAACGGCUCAAAUGUGUAUGCGGUUGACUUACGGAAUGGGAGUAUCUCAUAUGGGUACAAAGGCCUAUCGGGCACUGCCAUCUCACUGGCUGCAUCCCCAACCUACUUAGCUUCGGCGUCGAUAGAUCGAUAUAUACGCAUACACAGCGUUGUCCAACUUCCUGAUAAAGUUGGGCAGCACCUUGACAAGAAGGGCACGGUUUUAGAGCGCGUCUUCAUGACAACAAUACCGACGGCUGUUGUUUGGGACCAAGAACAAGAUAUCGCCCCCGUAAAUGAGGAUGAACAGGGAGGAGAGGAUGUAUGGGAAGGUAUGAAAAAUGCUGAAGAGGGCGAUGAAAAGGCUUGA